Ostrea edulis (European flat oyster) is the source of this 2338-nucleotide messenger RNA. RefSeq lists its product as uncharacterized. The record is from RefSeq and is a predicted model, not a curated record. NCBI's taxonomy places the organism in Eukaryota, Metazoa, Mollusca, Bivalvia, Ostreida, Ostreidae. The transcript has 2 exons. Bases 81 to 1367 code for a protein of 428 amino acids.
GAAUCUCCCGCCAGUGCGCUCUCCUAUGUUGAAGGCGCUGAUUUCCGGUAGGUAUAAAGUUGUUACGGCGCAAGAACGCGAUGGAGACCCCACCGAAAAAGAGAUACCGCAAAAGAAAAGAUAAGGUGAAUUCAACACCAAGUGGACAACUUGAAGUAGUUGAAAGCAGCUUAGCCUGCAGUGCAGAUGCACAACUUGCAGAACAUGCAGAAGUACUUGAAACAGUAAACAAUUCACAACAUGAAAUCAAAAUGAACAAAACAGAAUCUGAAUCCCAAGCAAGUGGUGCAUUUGUUACAGAUGAAAAUUCUGAGCACAGAAACAACAACUCAGAUGAAUUGUAUGACAGUUUGAAUUGCACUUCAUCUGUGACAGAAUGUGUCAAUGUCACCAUUUCACAAAAUGUUGAAGAUGAACAGCAUCAACGUGUUGAACAGCAUGGUCAAGAUGAACCAGCAAUGGAAUGUGCUGAGUCAAAUAAUGCUUUUGAUGAACAGUUUGAUGAGAUUUUAUUUGCCUUUCAUGAAGAAGCAAAAUUGAGGGACAGUGAUUUGUUGGCAAAUGAGGAUGACUUUACUUCUACAUACACUGAAUAUGACGGAAUAGAGAUAGAACAUAUAGGACAAAUUAUUUCAGAUGAAAUUUUGCAAACUUGUUCCAAAGAAGAAGAGGAGAUAAAGAUCAAAGAUCAAAGUGAGAUCCCUUUAUUUGAAAAUUCUCGUCAUUCCGUUGGUGUAGUUGUGUUACUCAUAUGCUGUUUUGUUAUAAGAUUCCGUCUACCAGAUGAAGCAGUAUCAUACUUGCUAAAGUUUAUGGCUUGUAUUUUACCACACUGCAAUCGACUGAUGGGUAGUUUGUACCACUUUAGAAAUUUUAUCAAAAGAUUCUCUUGUGGUGCCUUACCAAACAUAAUAUUUCACUGUAAUUAUUGUUACACAGUGGUAGAAAAACACAGUAAACAAUGUCCAUCUUGCAAAAAAUCUUUGACUCAAACUGGAGCAAUGGCUUAUUUCUUACAAAUCAAAUUAGUGUCUCAAUUAACUUCUCUUUGGAAAACCCCUGAUUUUUGCAAUUCUGUUAGAAAGCAUAGAUUUCAACACUACGAACACAAUUUUAAGAGUAAAUUAAGUGACAUAUAUGAUGGAAAUUUGUACAAAAAAUUCUUUGAAAAUAAUGGAAUUCUUAGCAACAAAAACAAUUUAUCAUUUUCAUUAAACACCGACGGUGCACCUCUUUUCAAGUCAUCAAAUGUAAGUAUUUGGCCUGUGUAUAUGCUAGUCAAUGAACUCCCACUUUCUCAGCGAAAACGACGACAGAAUGCAUUGCUUUAUGGUGUUUGGAUUUCAAACAAAAAACCACAGAUGUAGUCAUUCUUCAAACCACUUUUCAGUGAAAUGCAGUAUUUGGAAUCAAGAGGACAUAACUUUAUUGACAGUGAUGGCAACAGUUUUUUAUGCAAAUGCAUUCUUUUAACAUGUACAUGUGACCUUCCUGCAAGAGCACUGGUAUAUAACUGUAAUCAGUUUAAUGGUGAAUACAGUUGUUGGUUUUGUUUACAAAAAGGAGAAACUCACAAACAUGAAACAGGAGGAAUUUCUCAUAUAUUUCCUUAUGAUGAGUCAAAUCCAAAAGGCCCUCCCCGCAGCAAAGAAACGAUCGAUAGAGAUGCACAGUCUGCUGUUGAAAAAGUCUUAAACAAUGAAUCAAAAUGUACAGUUAAUGGACACAAAGGAAAGUUCUGGUUCAUGUACUUAAAACAUUUUGAUCCUGUCAAAAGUUGUGUUAUAGACUAUAUGCAUGGUGUAUGUUUGGGUACUGUUAAACAAAUGCUUACUUUAUGGUUUGAUAAGAAAAACAAAUCAAAAGAAUUUUCAUUCUUUCAUUUAAGGAGUCAAGUAAAUGACAUGUUAAGAAAUAUAAAACCUGCUAUUUUUGUGACACGAAUACCAAGGUCAAUUGAUGAAAUAGCCCAUUGGAAAUCCUCAGAAUACAGAAAUUUUUUGCUGUAUUGGGGCAUUCCACUUCUUGAGGGGAUACUGUCUGGACCAUACUUUGUACAUUUUUGUUUGUUGGCUAGAUCCAUAUUCAUUCUUUCAAAAGAGGGAAUUAGUAAUGAGGAAUUAGAAACAGUUGAAAGAGCGCUGCUUCUUUUUGUAGAACAGUAUCAAUAUUUGUAUGGAAAACGAUAUCUAACUUUAAAUCAACAUCAGUUAGUUCAUCUUGUUGAAUGUGUGCGAGAAACAGGACCAUUGUUUGUAAAUAAUUGUUUUAUAUUUGAAGAUCUCAAUGGUUUUAUUGUUAAACAUAUUCAUGGUACGCAAGGGGUUGAUACACAAUU